CGCAUGGGAAGCUGGCAACGUUGUAGCGGAAAUGUGAGGCGACGCAUAGUUGUGCAACUUACAUUUUCUCUCAAGUUGACAUGCAUGCAUCUUCAAGUCCCUGCAAUACAGGCGGAAGAAAAUAGGCCUACUAGAGAAACUGACCCAAUGCCUUUUCAAUUGCUGAUGUCGACUUUAGAGCGUGCUGUGUGUGUUAACCGCUGCUGACUUGAUGCGUAAUGUGACCCUGUAAAUAACGACUUUUUUCCCUUCCCUUUCCUAUUCGUCUCAUGGAUACCCGAUCCUUCCGUCAUGGCGCUGAAUGACUUGAACUUCAAAAAGGGAUGGAUAUUCAGGUUGGAUGAUGAUGAAGAGUGGAGGAAAUACUGGUUUGUCUUGACCGACUCGUCGUUUAAGUACUACAGAGAUGCUCAAGCGGAGGAGAGAGAUGAGCUGGAGGGAGAGCUGGACUUGCGUCUGUGUACUGACAUCAUUGAGUAUGACGUGGAGAAGAACUAUGGUUUCCAGCUUCAUACCAGAGAAUCAAUAAUCACCUUAUCUGCCAUGACCUCUAAAAUCAGAAGGAAUUGGAUUGAUAUCUUACGCCGGAAUAUUUCAGGAAAUCCCUCUGACAAAUACCGCGGCUCUAAGGCAGGACCCCCAGGAACUAAUCAAGACGAGCCGACGGCUCCUCUGACCAAUCGGAGAGAGGCGGGGGUGGGGCGUGAUCAAGAGCACGAGAGGCGAUUGGAGGACCGCACCAGGUGGUUUCAGGAAGGGAUCGUGUGCACCACUGACGGCAGCAGGUGGGACACCAUCGAGCUGAAAAAGGGGACCAUCAAGCCGACGGAGCGGACGGCAGCAGACCUCGAACGGCUCGCCGAGAGCAUCAGCGGAGGAAGCCAAGACAUCGAUAAGAAAUGGGAAGACUUUGAGAGGAUGCAGAUGGGAGAGGCCCAGUCACUCGCCGUGGUUGACUCCUCAAAGCAGGAGCAGACCAAAGCAGAAACGGCUCUGCCGCCGACCUCACCAACACGCCAACACAGAGAGGUUCGCUUUGGAGAACCUCCACAGAAGGAGAGCUCCACCAACACCAACACCAACACCAACACCAGCAGCAGCGGUGGCAGCACCAGCGUGGGGGGCCCCUGUGGCCCCAACGCCCCCUGUGGCCCCCGCAUGAGGGCCCUGGAGAAGCUGUACAAGGAGACGCUGGAGGCCACGCAGCGGGAGCACGAGCGGCAGAUGGAGCGUCUGCAGAGGGAGACGGAGCGGCUGCUGAUGGAGGAGGCCCAGGCCGCAGCUAAGACCAUUGAUGCCUUGAAGAGGGCCCACCUAGAGGAGCUGGAGAAAACCAGGAGUCUCACUGGAGGAGACUGCAGAAAGCCAACCUCAGAGGCCAUGGGUGUGCAGGAGGAGCUGAAUGGGCUGUCGGAGCGCUACUCUGAGAAGUGUGUGGAGCUGGAGCGCCUGCAGCACCUCAGCCAGGAGCGCCACGCGGAGGCCAGGCGGGCGGAGGAGGACAUCCAGCUGAUGAGGAGGGACAACCAGGAACUGCAGUCGCGGGUGACGGAGGAGAUGACACUCAUGCGUACCCAUGUCACGGGGGGGCAGGAGUCACAGUCUCAACGCAGCCCUGAGGACAUAGAGGUGCUGCUACGCGCAAAAGAAAACGAGAUCGCAUUCAUGCAGAAAGAGAUCGCCUGCCUGAGAAAUGAAGUGGCCGCUCUGGUUAAGGAGAAGGAGUCGAUGUGCGAGCGCUUCAAGGAGGUGUACGUGGAGCUGAGCCGGGUGAAGGGCAUCAGCGAGCGGGAGAUGGACUGCCUGAGGGAGCACCUGAGCCUCGCCAGCGCCGCCCUGCAGGAGCAGCAGCUCAUGGCCGGCAGCACGUAGGGCACAGAGGGAUUACAUUGGACCACACGAACACAUGGGACGUACAGUAACACCAGGAACACAUAGGACUUACAGUAACACCAGGAACACAUAGGACUUACAACAGGACUCUAAAAUAUAAUUUUGUCCAUCACCAGCCAAAAUGACUAGUAGAUGUUAACCAAACACACACGCACACACAAGUAACACCAGGAACGCAUAGGACUUACAGAAGGGCUCUAAAAAAAACAUUUUCCAUCUCCAGCCAAAAUUACCAGUAGAUGUUAAUCUUACUAGCCAAACACACUCACUAAAGGGUCAAAGUGGCUAGUAAGUUGGGUCUUUUCUACCAGCCAAACUGAAAUUUCACCAGCAUUUGGCUGGUUGGUCGUUGUUAAUUUAGAGCCCUGACUCAAGGUAACCAGGUACACAUAGGACUUACAGCAGGUACCACCAGGUAACACAGCUCAUGGCGGGCAGCACACAGGACUCAACAACAGUUUCAUGAACAGAGCAGUGCACAAGAUGGCACACCAAACCCCGUAAUAACAGUAGUCUUCUGAAUUACAUUAGUUGCUAAUGAUUAGCAGCAUUAGUUCAUAGGACAUGAGUCUGGUAGCACUCAGCAGAGUACACUGGAUUCAGGAACACCAGGAGCUCAGCAGAGCCCAUAGGACUCAACACCAGCAACAGAGUAGCACAUAGGACUCAAGGGGUUCAUCCCCAUGUUCCCCAGGUCCUAUGUUCCCCAGGGUUUUGGAAAAAGGUUAGAUUUAGGGAUGGUUUUGAGAAGGGCACAAUUUAAAAACUCAGGUUAGAUACAAUGCAGGGAACAUAGAACCCUUUUUUUAGAAAAAAGGUUCCUAAGUUCCCCGGUCCCAUACAAAGGCCGGGGAACAUAGCUCCACUCCCGACUCAAGAGGACUGCACUGGACUCACAAACACAUUGGACUUUACACCAGGAACAAAGCAGAGCACGUAGGACAGCAUUGGACUCAGGAUCACAGCAGAGCACAAGGAUUCGACAUCAGGAACGCAGCAGCACGUCGUAGGACUCAACAUCCGUCUUAUGCCAUGAUCACUCAACACCACCAGAAGCACAAAGGACUCUUCAGCAGUGAUAUGAACAUGGCAGCACCAUAGGCGUGCACAGAUGGGGACUAGGUGCUACAACACCUGCCCCUAUGCCCUACUGGACAAAAAAAUGCCCUUUUUGAAAAAAAAUCUUUCUUGAUUUUUUUUGUCAGAAUGUACUGUGGUCCAUGUUGACAGGAUCAUUAACAAACGCUUCACAAAUGCAUGUUACAAUGGUAACACUUUAUUUUAGGGAUACAUCUAUUAGCACUAAUACAUACAAUGUUAAUGCCUGCAUAAGUAACUUGUAAGGCAUGUACUAAGCAAACGCUAAGGCCUACAAGGUCCUUACUAAGGUUAAAUUGGUAAUAAAUCCCUUAUUGUGCAUGAACAAGACAUUUGCGAAUACAUGCCUAACAAAUGUUUAAUUUUGCUGUGUACGUGCCUUACAAGUUACUUAUACAGGGACAUUGUAUGUAUUAGUGCUAAUAGAGGUAUCCCUAAAAUAAAAAGUGUUACCAUUAAUAAUGCUCCAAUAUAAUAUUUAGCCUCUAUAAGCCUAGAGAGGCAAUCAGAAGUUCCCCCAACACUCCCACACCUUCAGCACCUGCCCCCUCAAGUGUACAUGAGCUGGCCACAAGCACUGGACAGUAGUUUUGUUAUGCUGCCACUGUGAACUUUUAUUUAAUGCAGUGAAACAUUUUUCCCCUCAAAGUUUUUUUUUCCCCUAAAACUUUUCUUUGACAAUUGUGGUUGAGUUUUAUGUGUGAAUAAAGCAAGCGAACAAAAGUUCUUUGAUCCCAAGGAUGGUGAAAGUGUUAACUUAAUAUUGUGAAAAAUG
Messenger RNA from Engraulis encrasicolus (European anchovy), 3766 nucleotides. It is a transcript of the gene triobpa, whose product is annotated as TRIO and F-actin binding protein a. Gene Ontology annotation, biological process: positive regulation of substrate adhesion-dependent cell spreading. Gene Ontology annotation, cellular component: actin cytoskeleton. Lineage: Eukaryota; Metazoa; Chordata; Actinopteri; Clupeiformes; Engraulidae. The transcript has 12 exons. Gene Ontology annotation, molecular function: actin filament binding. The coding region runs from base 292 to 1872 and encodes 526 amino acids. The record is from RefSeq and is a predicted model, not a curated record.